This is a messenger RNA of Musa acuminata AAA Group (dessert banana), 2061 nucleotides long. Its product is annotated as H/ACA ribonucleoprotein complex non-core subunit NAF1-like. Gene Ontology annotation, molecular function: RNA binding. Gene Ontology annotation, biological process: box H/ACA snoRNP assembly; ribosome biogenesis; pseudouridine synthesis. The record is from RefSeq and is a predicted model, not a curated record. Gene Ontology annotation, cellular component: sno(s)RNA-containing ribonucleoprotein complex. Lineage: Eukaryota; Viridiplantae; Streptophyta; Magnoliopsida; Zingiberales; Musaceae. Bases 37 to 1881 code for a protein of 614 amino acids. The transcript is spliced from 3 exons.
ACGGAGGCAAAACCCUAAGCUCACUGAUGCUCACUGAUGGAAGAACCAAGUAGAAACCCUAGCUCGCACCAAGACGGCCGCGCCUAUGGCCCUCCCUCGCAAUCCGUUAUCCCCAGUUCCUCGAUGGAAGCGCUUGCCGAAGCUAGCAUACGUGAACCAGAUGGCUCCGAGCUGAAACGCGCGAAAGGGGAUGAGCCCAUCUCGUUUUGUCCGAGUUCGGAUGCUUUCAAGUCGGAUAGCUUCGAAUUGGGUUGUACCGUAGAUUGUAAGAUGGUAAAAGUUAGCUUGAUAGGGUGUUCUGAUCAUCUAUUGUCCGAUCCUACUGCCCCAGUGGCGGAUGGCGAGGGAGGGAGAAAGGAAUUUGGGGACGGCGUUACUAACGGUGAUUCUGAGAGAGAGGAAUCAUCGAGCGAAGAGUCCGACUCUUCUUCUUCUACCAGCAGCGAAGAGGAGGAAGAGGAAGAAGGUAAUUCCGACGGUGACGGUGGGCAGGGGCCAGAGGAGGUCCUUGCCGGAAGCGAUGAUGAAGAACAGGUUGUGAGAGGCCCCAUCAAGUCAAAAAACGAACUUGAGGUUCUUCCUUCAGUCCCUCAAGUGGAAAUCACCUUGAAGCCACAUCACCAGACAAUUCCUGUGGGGAUGAUUUCGUCUGUUUUGGGCAAUAGAGUCAUUGUUGAAGGUUCAGUGAAUCACAAUCCUUUAAAUGAGGGCUCUAUUCUUUGGAUAACAGAAACCAGGACACUGCUGGGGAUAAUAGAUGAGAUAUUUGGGCCUGUAAAGAAACCUUACUAUGUUGUCAGGUACAAUUCUGAAAAUGAUGUUCCAACUGGGAUCACUGAUGGCACUGCUGUCUCGUUUGUCAUUGAAUUUGCGAAGUAUGUCCUCGAUAAGAACAUCUGUAAUAAAGGAUAUGAUGCAUCUGGUGAGAAUGACGAGGAGAUCACCAACGAGGUGGAAUUCUCUGAUGAUGAAAAGGAAUCAGAAUACAGGAGAACUAUGCGGCAGACAAAAAGAGGGCCUGAUGAUAGGAAACAUGUGAAACUCAAAAACGACACUCGUAAGAAGAAAACUAAUUUUAAGGGUGCCAGGGUGCAGAAGGGCAUGGUUUCACCUAUUCCUGAUGAUUUGGAAGCUCCGAAGCAACCAAUCCCCGGUGUACGCAGUCCUUUUUUGGCACCUUCCAGGGCUUGUAAGUCUGAUUUUGGCAAAUUGUCUUAUUUACAAUCAGCAUAUACUUGUGAAAAUGCUUCACCAAUGUUACCUAGUAUUGCACAAGCAGACACCUUUGUUGUCACCAGUCCAUCACAUCAAUUGACACAGCAGCCAAAUCCUUCUCUGGGCCAUGGAGUGUCAUAUCUGCAGCAACCAAAUGCUUUCUUGGCUUGUGGGAUGCCUAUGCCUUUCCAGCAACAGCAAAAUGCUUUUUGGCCACUUGCGACUCCAACACAGCAGCAAAUGAAUGUUAUUGUCACACAUGGAAUGUCGCUUCAGCAGCAGCAGGUUGCUGCUAUGGCAGGAUUCCAGAUGAAUUGCUUACCAAGCCAGCAGCUGGGAACUGGAGCUUAUCUUCGCCAGCAUCAAAUUCAGGGCUUUAGUGAUAAUUCAAAUAGGAUGGCAUCCCAACAGCAAAUUUUCCCGAUGUUGGGUAUACCAUGGAUAGGAGGAUCAUUAAAUUCUUCUAGCGGUCUCAUGCCUCCUGUGCCAGUGCCACAGGCUGGUCAAGCAUCUUUGGUGCAUACCGAGCAAGGAGUUUCUGAUCAGUUGUUCCCAGCCACUGACCAAGGUGGGAUGCUGUUUAACCCCGGGAGUUCGUCCAUUCGCGGAAGAAUGCCUCUCCAAAGAGGAGGUCGGCAUUCAUUCAGGCAAAGCAUGCGAAGGUGAAGAGGUUGUUUUAUUUUGUUUUUGCAAGUUUUGUGUUUUCCUAGAAGGUUUUGUACUAUAUCAGAUAACACAUAACACGUUACAAGAACCCUUUUUUCUUUUCCUCAUCCACCUGUAACCAGAAAUGAAAUCUGAACUUGGAAUCCUCUCAAGUCUAACUUCAGUGAAACUUUUUGUUCA